GACACGGAGAUCCUGAACACGGCCAUGCUCACGGGGAAGACGGUCACCGUGCCCGUCAGGGUGGUGUCCGUGGAGGAGAGCGGGGCCGUGAGCGACAUCUCAGAGUCGGUGGAGUGCGCAUCCACGGACGAGGACGUCAUCAAGGUGUCUGACCGCUGUGACUACGUCUUCGUCAACGGCAGAGAGAUCAGAGGGCAGGUGGACGCGGCGGUGAACUUCACCUACCAGCACCUGAGUGCACCUCUGCUCGUGACCGUGUGGGUGCCCCGGCUGCCCCUGCAGAUCCAGGUCUCCGACACGGAGCUCAGCCAGAUCAAGGGCUGGAGGGUCCCCAUCGUGGCCAGCAAGAGGCCCACGCAGGACAGCGAGGAAGAGGAGGAGGAGGAGGAGCGGCGGGGCCGGGGCUGCGCCCUGCAGUUCCAGCGCGCCACCGUGCGCGUCCUCACAGAGUUCGUGUCCCAGGGGGCCGGGCCCUGGGGCCAGCCGAGCCACCUGCUGGGUCCCGACUGGCAGUUUGACAUCACCCACCUGGUGGCGGACUUCAUGAAGCUGGAGGAGCCGCACGUGGCCACGCUGCAGGCCGGCAGGGUCCUGGUCGGGCGGGAGGUGGGGAUGACGACCAUCCAGGUGUUAUCCCCGCUGUCUGACUCCAUCCUGGCCGAGAAGACCGUGACCGUGUUGGAUGACAAAGUGUCGGUGACAGACUUGGCCAUCCAGCUCGUGGCUGGGCUGUCAGCCACCCUGCACCCCGACGCGGAGGAUGGCCAGGCCAUCACAGCUGUGGCCACAGCCGAGGAGCUGCUGCGGACCCCCAAACAGGAGGCCGUGGUCAGCACGUGGCUGCAGUUCAGUGACGGCUCGGUGACGCCCGUGGACAUCUACGACGCCAAGGACUUCUCGCUGACGGCCACCUCCCUGGAUGAGACCAUCGUGUCGGUCCCCCAGGCCCGCUCUCCCAGGUGGCCCGUGGUGGUGGCCGAGGGGGAGGGCGAGGGGCCGCUGGUCCGAGUGGACCUGGCCAUUGCGGAGGCCUGCCAGAAGUCCAAGCGCAAGAGUGUCCUGGCUGUGGGCUUCGGCAACGUCAGGGUCAAGUUCGGACAGAGCGACGCCGACUCCAGCCCCGGGGAGGACCGUGGCGGUGAGGAAGAGAUCAAGAACCACGCCAGCGGCCGCAGGCAGAAGGCUCAGGGCCAGGACGGGCGCCUCCCGGGCAGCUCCUCCCUGGAGCGGGAGGAGGGGGCUCUCUGGAGAGUCCCCGCCACGGCCAAGUCGCCCGUGGGCAACAGGGCGGGGAAGAGCAGCCGGCUGGACGGGGAGGCACAGCCGCAGAACAUCCCCCUGGACUUCACCCGCUUCCCGGCCCAGGGGGAGCCGCCCAGGGCGGGGGCCGGGCCGGAGGGAGGCGACCUGGUGCAGAGGCCCCGCGGCCUGAGCGACCUGGAGAUCGGCAUGUACGCGCUGCUGGGCGUCUUCUGCCUGGCCAUCGUCGUCUUCCUCGUCAACUGCGCCACCUUCGCCCUCCGGUACAGGCACAAGCAGGUGCCCGUGGAAGGGCAGGCCCCCGCGCCGCACUCGCACGACUGGGUGUGGCUGGGCAAUGAGGCGGAGCUCCUGGAGAACGCGGGCGAGGGGCCGGCGCCCCAGCACGAGCGCACCACCGUCAUCGACCGGGGGCUCGGGGGCCACGAGGAGAGCGGCCACCUCCCGCUCACCGGGGGCUCGCAGAAGCACGUGCAGAGCCAGGUCCACAGGCCGCCCGCCCCGGGGCCCGGGCAGGAGCCCCCGCACUCGCCCACCUCCAGGAGGAAGAAGGUGCAGUUCAGCACCUUCACCGCCAUCCCGCCGGACGACGGCUGCCCCACGGUCGACUCCAUCGGCGGCGGCCACGGGGAAGAUAUCAACUUCCGUGUGACAUCAUCCCGCACCACCAGAGGGAGCCGCUUGAACUGCCCAGUUCCGUGCCGAGUCUGCGUGCAGAGUCCCGCUUCCGUCUGCAGGUCAGUUUUGGAGUAUUUUCAUCAGUCCCGGAAGGAAACCCGACACCCACCAGAGAGAGCCGGGUACCUGGAGGCGCGGCAUCGCCCGUCCUGGGCAGGGUCAGCCGAGCGGGGCUGGCACGGAGACCACACAGGACACCCUCCCUGGAACAGGAGGCGCGGCAUCGCCCGUCUCUGCCAGCCUAGGAGGAAGAGGCUGUGCCACGGUGACAAAUGCAUCCCGAGUCCCCCGCGCCAUCCUGGGGUUAGACUGCAGCCGCGUCCAGGAGCCGUCGCUGGUGGCCUCGUCCCGUGGGGGCUGCGAGUGUCCCGUGGUUCUUCAACGCAGUCUCCCAGAGGACACAGCCCUCAGCCCCAGAAACGAGUCGCCCGGCACCCGUCUCCGCUGUGCACCUGCUGGACACCCUGCCUCCAGUUCCUGCCCGGGACGCGGGACAGACAGCCUGCCUGCAGGGAGGGGACGUGGGAGGCCACCCCAGGAGAGGUGUCUCUUCCCACGCGGGUGCGCGACUGCAAAGUGAAACGUGUCAGCAGCUGCGUGCCCGGGCCGAGCUGGGAUUCGUCCUCCCUGUCCAAACUGUAAAGUGGAACAGGGACCCCUUGUCUCUCAUGGCCAACCCGACCGCCCAGCACACACUUAUUAAACGCCUGCUGUGUACCUGACCCUGUGCAACAUGCAACGGAUGGAAAAAUGCUCAAGACCGCAAGGUGCUCACAGUCAGAGGGCGGAGGCGGGACGGGUGCUGUAGGAGCCCCGAGGGUGAGCAUGGUGGUGGGUCGCCAUGCGGCCGGGAGGGGCUCCCCCUGGCUGUGGACGGGAGCUAGCUGUCUGCCCCGCAGUCUUUGCAUGCUCCUUCAGAAGCACAAGGGAAUGAGGAAAGGGAGCGUUCUCCCCGCUGUGCACUGGGGAGACCACGUCAUCCUCCAGGACAGCGUGCACAGGACGGGGCCCAGAGACUCCGGGGUGCCAGGACCCAGGCCGGGCGCCCUCCAGUCCCGGACUCGAGGCGGGAGGACGUCGUACACAGGCUCUGGGCUUCCUCCAGUCACCGCCAGCGAGCAGCAGAGCCCAGAUGCACAACCCUGCUCAUGUCUCCAGUGACCAUGGGCUUACGAAACCUGCCACAUGAGCUGGGUGUGCAGGGCGCCUACCAGUCCAUGGGGAACUGGAAUGAAACGUUCCCUUGGGUGCAAAAAAUAAAUAAAUAAAAUGGGUGCAUAGUUCUUUGCUAGUACACAUUUCUUGGAUUGUUUUC
Oryctolagus cuniculus (rabbit) is the source of this 3253-nucleotide messenger RNA. Lineage: Eukaryota; Metazoa; Chordata; Mammalia; Lagomorpha; Leporidae. The record is from RefSeq and is a predicted model, not a curated record.